AUGUCCUCCUCCCCAGCCGCGAGCCCCGGCGGGUUCAGCGUGGACUGCCCGAGCCUGAGCAGCUCCCAGAGCUCACUCGGCGCCUUUGCCGUCGAGACGGGCUCCUCCUCCUCCGCCGAGCCUGUCCGCAACACCGAGCGGACCAGGCGAUACGCCUCGGGAGAGUCCUUCCGUCCCGAUGCUGGCCGGCUUACCUCCGGCCGCGCGAUCCCCAGACGAGCCUCGCCCGCCACGGCGUCGGCGCUUGACAGCGUGGCGGACGACGACAACGGCGUCUACAUGCCGCCUGCCUGGGAGGCCCUGCGCGGCCUUCCUCCUCCCAACCAUCCGGAAGAAGCUGCCCGCCGCGCUGCAAACCGGCCGCAGCCACAGGUCAAUGUGGCCGCCGAGCCCGGCGAGACGGACAGCGCCACGGACGACAGCAACAUCCCGUCGACAACUUCGAGCUUCGAGGAGGAGUUGUUCGUCAUCUACCUGAGCGACAAGGCGCUCGCCUCGCAUUGCGACUACACCAACGGCCUGAUCAUCGGCGAGCCCAGCACCGCGACGCAAAUCGACGACAACAGAGAGCAGUAG
This is a messenger RNA of Akanthomyces muscarius, 576 nucleotides long. RefSeq lists its product as uncharacterized. The transcript has a single exon. Bases 1 to 576 code for a protein of 191 amino acids. NCBI's taxonomy places the organism in Eukaryota, Fungi, Ascomycota, Sordariomycetes, Hypocreales, Cordycipitaceae. The record is from RefSeq and is a predicted model, not a curated record.